Salvelinus sp. IW2-2015 is the source of this 5268-nucleotide messenger RNA. The record is from RefSeq and is a predicted model, not a curated record. NCBI's taxonomy places the organism in Eukaryota, Metazoa, Chordata, Actinopteri, Salmoniformes, Salmonidae.
UCUGACUCAAACCUCUCUGGGCUUGACUACUCUCUGGGCCUACCCUCCACUCCUCUCCUACCCACCACCACUACCAAGCUCACUCUCUCGCCUCCUGUAAACUUUGCCCCUGAAAGAUCUGUAGUGAGGAAUGACCGGCAUCUGAGUCUGCUGGUAUGCUGGUGCCUUAUAACUGGCAUACUUUAUUUAUGAAGUCAGCUAGACAGACAGGAAGGAAGGGAGGAGGGGCUAGCUUCAAACAGAGUGAGUGUGUGUGAGAGAGAGCAAUACCAAAACACACAGAGAAAUCAACGGAAGGGCAGGGCAGGACUAGAAAGAAAGAGAGAAAGCGGUAGAGAACGAUGUGAGCCGAGGAAGUAGGAGUGUCUUGGGUUACAGGAGUGUUAAGGCGUUUGGGUUUGUUGGCGAGGAUCGUAGCUGGGGAUCUAUUUUUCCUCUGUGUCUGUAUCCCUCCUCCCUGCCGUGGACCCCAGGAGAGGUAGGGGCUGGUGGGACAGGGGCGUGGGGUAACAUGGGACAGAAUGCAAGCAACGCUGAGACAGUGUCCCAGCAACACCAACAGCAACCUGCUCAACACAACACCGAUGAUGAGGUGGACUUGCAGCAGAGUACGACAGGGAGUGAGGGGGGGAACUCAUCAGGCGGAACCCCUCCCUCCAAACGCAAGGGCAAGUUCUCCAGCUUCGGGAAUAUGUUCAAGCCCUGGAAGUGGAGGAAGAAGAAGAGCAGUGAGACGUUUCUGGAAACCUCAAUAGUGUUGGAGAGGAAGAUCUCAGUAAGGAGACCUCGUCAGGAGCUGAUCGACAGAGGAGUGCUGAAAGAACUCCCAGAGAAUGAGGGCAACGAUGUGAACCAUUMCAAAGGUUUGGUGGUGAAGAAUGGCCUGCCAGUACCUAUGGAUGUUGACCGGGUCUCAGAGUCAGGGAUCAAGGUGUCCCGGGGGGAGGCAGGCCCAGGGCUUAACCCCACCUGGCUACCCCGGGGAGAGGACCCACAGCGGGGCAGCGUCCCUUCAGACGACCCCCGGAGCAGGAGCCGGGUGCCCUCUGACGCCUCACGCUCCAACCGAGCCCCACUGGACGUAGACUCACACGCCAGGCUAUCGGUCAUAGAUCUGGAGAGACGGAGUAGAGUGCCGUCUGACAUGUCAGAGAGGAGAGGAGGGUCACUACUGAGAGGACCUGCUCCAGAGGAGGGGAGGCAACGGAAAGAGGAUAAAGAGGACAAGAGAGAGGAGAGGAGAGAAGGGAAWGAGGACAAGAGAGAUGACAGAAGAGAGGGAAAAGAGAGAAGAGAUGAUCGUGAGAAAAGAGACGACAGGAGAGAUGACCGGGAAAGAAAAGAUGACCGGUACAAGAUAAUCGUUCGUGAAAAGCCAGACGAAAGGGGGGAGGAGAGGGAUAGGAAGAGGAGUCCUCCUAGGGCUGCUAAACCAGAGACCCUCUUGAGACCUAUAGAAGAGUGUCGUCCUGUGGUCAGACUUCACUCUGAGAUGGAGCUAAGGCAGAGUCUCCAGAAGACCUCAGAGGACCUCCGUAGCAGGGUCCGCCCUGCCUCUGAGGCUUACCGCGGGAGCACCCUGCCCAGGUACAUGCCAUCUGAGGAGACCAAAGGAGGGGAGACCCGCGGACGAGCAGAGUCCACUGGUGUCCGCUUCGCCCCUGGCCACACCCCAGAUCCUGACUCCACCCGUGACUCCUCCCGUAGAGAGCCGCCUCCUACUAAACAGGCCAUGCUCCCUCCUAAGAGCCACCCCACUAUCACCACCUCCACGGAGCCUGUCCGGACCUCCACCCCACCCUCCUCCUCUACCUCCCCUGCUGUAGCGGUGGCCAAGCCCGCCAGGACUGUCUCCCUGGUCAUCAGUGAUGACCCUCCUCCCACCCACUCCAACCCUGUUCCCCUUGUACGGUCCAGCCAGGUACCCCCCUCCUCCACCACGGGGGAAUCGGCCACUCCUCCACCCGUACCCCCCCAUGCCAAGCAGCCACCUGUACCCCCACCCAAACCCACCAACCGCAACAGCAACCCUGCUCUGCUUGUGUCCACAUUGAACAGUGSCUCCAGGGUCCACGGUCCCCUUUCUCCUCACUACUGUACUAGCUGGAGAAGGCAGGGGGAGCUGGGCCUGUACCUUUCCCUGCCCACCUACCUCCACAGCCGACGGGCUGAACAAGCCUGCUCAGCGGAGCUCUCUCAGGCUGGCAGUGGUAUCAUUGUUGUUCCUGCCCCCACCAGGCGCUCUCCACCCACUCCGCCCAAGAGGAUGACCCCCGUCACCAAGCGCCUCUCCGACGACCCGUCCCCUGAGGCAGAGGCCUCCUUCCCCUCUAGUUCUGCCCCUGUUCCAGUCCCCAUACCUACUGUCUCUGUACCCCCCAGCACAGACCGAGACGGCACCAGGGACACCCUCAGAGCAGUAGGGUUCCAACUACCCACCUCUGACCCUGCACCACGACCUCUGCCCCAUAUACCCAUGUCCACUCCUAGCUCCCACCCCUACCUACCUCUCCCCAACCCUGUCUCCGUCCCCCUCCCUAUCCAUCAGAAGGAUCCUCCCAGCCCCACCACAGAGCCACCCAGCCACCCCCCAGCCUCAGUCCCAGCCAUCCCCCUUCACAUCCUGAUCCAGCGGGCCCUGUGCUCCCCCAGCCCGGCUCAGGCUAAACCAGAUGGGUCCCAGAGAGCCCACUCCAUGCUGUUUGAGUCCCCCCCAGAGUUCCUCACUGAGGCUGGAGGCCGACGCUCCCUACCCGUCACCAUAGAACCCCUCAGACUACCUGAGGAUGAUGACUUUGACAUGGAGGAGGAGUUGGAGAAGCUUCAUCCCAGACGGAUGCUGCCCCCCAGGCAGCCUGAGCUGGAGCCCAGGAGCAGGAGGGGUCUGGUGGUCGAUCCCAGGGUCAGUGUAAUCCCAGAGGGCCGGGGGCCCGGAGACAGCAGUGAGGAGGAUGAGGAGACAGACUCUGACGGACCCAUCCUCUACAGAGAUGACGAUGAAGACGAGGACGACGAUCCACCAAGUGCCUUGGCCAGCCGUGUGACAAGGAAGGACACCCUGGCUCUGAAGCUGGAGAGACAGCAGGAGAGAGAGGAGCAGGAGGGAGGAGAAGGACAAGACGGAGUCGGCUUGCAGAGCAGGGAGCAGUGGGAGGCACUCAAGAACAAGAUCGGUACCACRCUCAACAGGAGGUUGAGUCAGAGACCCACAGCAGAGGAGUUGGAGCAGAGAAACAUCCUUCCAGCCAGGAACGAAGCUGAUAUCAGGGCAGAGCGGAGCGAGAUCAAACGCAGACUCACCAGAAAGCUGUCCCAGAGGCCCACCAUAGCAGAGCUUCAGGCCAGGAAGAUCCUGCGUUUCCAUGAGUACGUAGAGUGUACCACGACUCAAGACUACGACCGCCGUGCAGACAAACCUUGGACCAAGCUCACUCCCUCCGACAAGGCUGCCAUCCGCAAGGAACUGAACGAGUUCAAGAGCUCUGAGAUGGAGGUUCACGAAGAGAGCAGGAUCUAUACCAGAUUCCAUCGGCCUUAGCUGUUCUCCCUGGCCCGGCUGCAGAACAAGUGCAAUACUGAGCCGGGGGGUUGCAGGACUGCAAUACGGAGCACACAGACCCCUGGUGACUGCAAUUUCCACAGCCCCCUGUCCUGGCACAAGCCUGUUCCUCUCCUGUAAGGAACACUGUUGAUGGCUACAUCUGAAACUACGGACUAGAGGUAUAGCCUGUCUGUAACCAUGGACUAUGGAUGUGGCCCCUCAGUCCAUCCAGUCAUUGUUAAAACAAGGGACUAUGGAUGUGGCCACUCAGUCCAUCCAGUCAUUGUUAAAACCACAGACUAGAAGUGUGGCCUAUAGAUAAACGACUUGCAUCUAAAACCAUGGACUAGGGAUUUGGCCUCUUGGCCAAACCACUUACUGUUAAAACCAUGGACUAGAGGUGACCUCCAUCGGUCCAACCCCUUGCAUAUGAAUCCAUGGGACUACUGGUACUACUGUACUCCAGCGUUGAUCUGUCGGACCAGACAACCCACAGGGAGAGCUGGAGAAGAACUAGCUGAACGAGGUGUAGUGGUUUAGGCCUAUUUCAGUUGCCAUUUUGUAGGUUCGUUGUGCCAACACUGACUAUCAGAAUAGGAAGGACAAGAGGGACAGACGGCGAUUGUGACAAAGGAUGUCCUGUUUUGUUCCACACAUCACCUCCAUUCUCUGUCGUUCCCUAAAGCAAGAAUGUUCCCAAGAGGCCUUUACUGUACCUGGUUUUUAGAGUUCCUUCAACACUUUGCCCUAUUUUUAUUUGAGAACAGAAAAUAAUUGUAUACGUGUUGAUUGUUGAUCAUGACGAUGGUCAACAUUAGUACACGGUAGUAUUAAUGAUUUAUUGUUCAACUAAAUGUGAUACAGAACUUUGUUAGACUACAUGACGCUGGUGAAACCCUCAAACGUGUGUUUAUGGGUACCCAAUGGUACCGACCUUAUUUCUAAUGGGACAAUACAUGGAGUGGUACGGAAACUGUAUGGAGUAAAUGUGAAAUGGCUAUAGCUAGCCUACAUGUCGGUGAUGGGUUUAGUUGUCCAACCACAAGACAUUAGUUAAAUUGAAACUCAAAUGUAGUGUCUGCUAGUCAGCUAUCUAGCUGUGUUACAUAGACCUUAUUCAGCAUCGCUCCAUUUUCCCAAACACAAUGAUGUGCAUUUUAACUGUGUUCUGUUGAUUAUCUAAGUGAUUUUGUGACAGCCCAUAAUAUAAGCUGACUAAUCGUUUGUUCAGCGUAGUAAUAAGGAACCAUAUUGUUAAAAUGGACAUUUAAAGUAAUAAAAAAUAAGGAAGUUGUACAAUUUGAAACGUUAGAACUAAUAUAAUUUAAGACACAACCUAAAGCUUACAUACACUAUAAUUAUUUAACGGUUGGUGUUGAAAGACUGCGGCAGGAACAUGGAUAUAUUUUUACUUCACAUUGUUUAAUGUUACUUUGUGUAUGUAGGUCAUUGGUUGGCCUCAGCUGUAUAGACUUAUCCUGUAGAUUGAUUUAAUUGACUUUAUAUUAUGUCUUCCUAAUGUUAACACAAAUUUGAUUUUAAAUGUAAUUAAAGAGUUACAACAGUGCUAUUUUCUAAUAAUGUUACAGAAAUUGGUACCGAAACAGGGUUCCCUUAUUUUACAGAUGUUUUGUUUUUUAUAAAGAGAUCUUUAAAAUGAUUUGCAAACCUACUGUAUAAAUGAAUGGUCAACUCGCACUCAAAUUAAAAUAAAUGGUUUAUCAUCC